This is a messenger RNA of Drosophila subobscura, 803 nucleotides long. RefSeq names its product gamma-glutamylcyclotransferase. The record is from RefSeq and is a predicted model, not a curated record. Gene Ontology annotation, molecular function: gamma-glutamylcyclotransferase activity. Lineage: Eukaryota; Metazoa; Arthropoda; Insecta; Diptera; Drosophilidae. The transcript has 2 exons. The coding region runs from base 55 to 756 and encodes 233 amino acids.
AGCUUAGUAGCCAUUGAGCCAGCAGGCAGGCAGGCAGAUAGAUCUGAAAUUUCAAUGAACAACCAACCAAGAUUGUUCAAUUCGGUGCUCUGUCUGCUGACAGCACUCCGGAUAUCCAAUGGCUUUAACAUAGGGGCCACCAAUAGCAUCAGCUACAUCCCGGGGAAUGGCAGUGUGGAGGUGCUGCCAGAGGUUCAUGGGAGCAAAUUCUUCUACUUUGGAUUCGGCAGCAAUAUGCUGGCCCAGCGGAUACACAUACAAAACCCCACAGCACAGAGGAUGGGGGCAGCCCUUCUCCCCGACUAUCGCUUGGACUUUGCACGUGAGGGACCACGCUGGAGGGGAGCUGUGGCCACAAUCGUACCAACGCCGGGCGAACACACGUGGGGCACUCUCUGGGAGAUCGAUGUCAGCAAUCUGGAUGACAUAGACAACCAGGAGGGCGUACAUCUAGGCGUCUAUGAGGCACUCACAGUGUACGUAAAGCUCCGGAAUGAGGAGUCUGCCACCCCGGCACGUGCCUACAUGCUGACCAAAAGCCACCAGCCGGAGACCAAUCUCUACCACAUGCUGCCCGAUCAAGUGCCCCAGGGGCGGCAGCCAUCAAAGACCUAUCUGCAGUGCCUGAUCAAGGGAGCCAUCGAGAGUUCCAUACCCGAAGAUUAUGUCAUUCGACUGCGCUCCAUCAAGCACAAUGGCAGGGUGGAGAGCAGUCUGGAAGAGAAGCUUGAACUGCAGGAUGUUGUGCUGCCAUAAGUGGGAUGGUAUGCAGGGAUAUAUUUACAUAUGGGCAUCCCUAUAGC